Molecule: messenger RNA, 234 nt
Organism: Colletotrichum siamense
Lineage: Eukaryota; Fungi; Ascomycota; Sordariomycetes; Glomerellales; Glomerellaceae
Exons: 2
Coding region: 1-234 (77 amino acids)
Source: RefSeq, a predicted model, not a curated record
AUGCAACAUGCCAUCGGAACACUCCCAUCUGUCGAUCACCAACAUAAAUGCCAUCGAAAACAGGAGAUGGCGGAGACGAUCGCGUGGGCGGCUAAUCUCAACCUUGCUAGUGUGAUCAUGCGGGAAAGGUUCUGCCAUUCCAUGUUUGCCCAAAAUUGCACGCGCUUAUUCCAGUCAAGAUCGGACGGCCCCGGCAUGCGUCGCCUCAUUUUACCCCUCUUGCUGGACCGAUGA